AUGCAGCAAAACUCUGCUCCUCAGAUGUCCAAUGAGCGAAGGGACUUGUUGCAAGAAGUUAUUAAUAAAACAGUGCUUAGAAAUAGCACACAGGAACGUCUUCGCACCCUUAUUCAAGAAUUGAAAACACAACAAGAAGAAUUGGAGUAUGUUCAAGAUCAAAUCAGUGCCCUCAUGAGUAUUGGUCACUUUGUUGGUGAAAUCCUUCGUCAAGUGGAUGAUGAACGCUUUAUUGUACAAAGUGUUUCUGGAGCUCGUCAUCUUGUUGGAUAUAAAAAGAGUAUUAAACCAGAAAGAUUGAAAUUUGGUGUUCGUGUUGCCCUGGAAAUUACUACUCUGACAAUUGUUAAGGUGUUACCACGUGAAGUGGAUCCACAAGUUUAUAGUAUGCAAUUUAUGGGAGAUGAAAAGAAUGUUUCUUUUCAAGAAAUUGGAGGUCUUCAAGAACAAAUGCGACAGAUGCGUGAAGUGGUAGAACUUCCAUUAACAAAUCCUGAACUAUUUGUCCGUGUUGGUAUUUCACCGCCAAAAGGAGUUUUACUUUAUGGACCUCCAGGAACAGGAAAGACACUUCUUGCAAAAGCGAUUGCCUCCAACGUGGAUGCUGCCUUUUUAAAGGUGGUGGCAUCAUCUAUUGUGGAUAAGUAUAUUGGUGAAUCUGCCCGUGUGGUUCGAGAGAUGUUCGCCUACGCACGUGAACAUGAACCAUGUAUUAUCUUCAUUGACGAGGUGGACGCUAUUGGUGGAAAACGUAUUGAAGGAACUUCCUCGGACCGUGAAAUUCAGCGUACACUUAUGGAAUUACUGCAUCAAAUGGAUGGCUUUGAGAAACUCGGAAAGGUGAAAGUUAUCAUGGCAACCAACAGACCAGACACUCUCGACUCCGCCCUCAUGCGCCCAGGUCGACUGGACCGAAAGAUAGAGAUUGGUCUCCCUAAUGAAGCAGGCAGACUUGAUGUGCUAAAGAUACACGCAUCCAAAUUAAGUAAGCAGGGAGAUAUUGACUAUGAUUCACUUGUGAAACUCUCAGAGGGUUUUAACGGUGCUGAUCUGCGAAAUGUGUGUACGGAGGCGGGUAUGUUCGCCCUCCGCGCAGGUAGGGAUUAUGUGAUCAAUGAAGACUUCAACAAGGCAACACGAAAGGUUGCGGAUAUGAAGAAACUCGAGGGAGCCCCACACAGGUACUCUGAGCAGUAA
Molecule: messenger RNA, 1197 nt
Organism: Trypanosoma theileri
Lineage: Eukaryota; Euglenozoa; Kinetoplastea; Trypanosomatida; Trypanosomatidae
Product: 26S protease regulatory subunit
Exons: 1
Coding region: 1-1197 (398 amino acids)
Biological process (GO): positive regulation of RNA polymerase II transcription preinitiation complex assembly
Cellular component (GO): proteasome regulatory particle, base subcomplex; cytosolic proteasome complex
Molecular function (GO): proteasome-activating activity; ATP hydrolysis activity; ATP binding
Source: RefSeq, a predicted model, not a curated record